Messenger RNA from Notolabrus celidotus (New Zealand spotty), 1619 nucleotides. RefSeq names its product dynein assembly factor 3, axonemal-like. The record is from RefSeq and is a predicted model, not a curated record. Lineage: Eukaryota; Metazoa; Chordata; Actinopteri; Labriformes; Labridae. The transcript has 12 exons. Bases 96 to 1442 code for a protein of 448 amino acids. Gene Ontology annotation, biological process: axonemal dynein complex assembly; motile cilium assembly.
AGUUUUUUUCCAUAAGGUACCUGUUACCUAGCAACAGAACUCAAACCUUGAGUCCUUCUGGCAGCAAACUUUACAUUGCAGACACAAAAUAUUACAUGAGGAUGAGCGCUGGACGAGCGUCCGAGGGCGCAGGCUGCAUCAGCUGGUGGGGCUUCAGUCCUGCGCGCGACCUGCAGAAAACUGGUCCUGUGAGACUUGAAGGAGAGUCCAAUGUUUUACUUGUUGGAAGCAGCGACCCUCGACAUAUUUUGAAAACCAUUGCUGGUUUGCAGGACAAGGAAAGCCUUCAUGUGUGGCUGAUAGAAAACAGCAUGGAGGUGGCGGCCAGACAGCUACUGCUCCUUUAUCUGGCCCUGAUUUCCCCAGAAAGCAUGAGACAUAAUGAGAAGACAGAGAUUUUUCUGGAACUGUUUGGGAAUAUUGAGAUCCGUAGUCAGACAAGAGAGACUCUAAAGCAUGUUGCAUCACAGCUCUCUCUUUAUGUCACUGAGACAUUGGAGAAAGCAGCACACCCAUGUCUGAACACAACUCUUCUUAAGUUUAAAGAGAGAGAUGAGCUUGCCAGAAUAUUGAAGUCAUGGACCCAGCCUCAGUCUUCUACUCCCAUCUUGAUAUCUAAAGCCUGGGAUUAUCGAGUCAGGCAGCACCUUGGGACACGCUACGACUCCAAGAAAGGCUGCUUCGACUGGGACCUUUCAAUGAAACUGCAUGAGAAAAGGUGUGGCGUCAUCAACAAACAACAAUACAUGCAAUGGAGGGAGCGAGGUUUAGCAUUUGAAAUGAGGGAAGGCGUCUACCAAAUAACCAACCCUAGUUUGGUGUCCUCAAGAGUGUUCAAGAAGAAAGGGGACAAAGCAGCUGUCAGCGGUUAUUGGGGAGACAUUGUUUCUGGUCCUUACCUCUCCUUUGGCAUUGAAACUGAUGACAAAGACCUGCUGAAGACACAGAAUGGGCAACACACUAAGACAGCUCAGGAUAUCUCCUUUGCAAAUGUUAAUGCAUUGUUCCAGUCACUGUCCAGCAGACGGGGCUGCCCCACUUCUUCUCAUUCUGAUGCAGAGGCAGAGGAGCCGCACACACUGAACAGCAGAAAAUCUGUCACCAUUAAUGACUUAAUGCAUCUGAAUGGGAUCUCUGUUACUUUCCUGCCAAUGGACUCACUUCAAAAACUGCCCCAAAAAAAAAAGUAUUCCCACCUCUUCAACACCUUCUACUUCUCUACCAGCUGUGUGCACCAGUUGGUCCCAACACUGAGACAGAUUGCAGCACCAGACGCUGUGCUGGUCGUGGAGUUGGCCAAGUACAUUCUGGACCUUGAUAAAGAGCAGGAGGCGGGCUUUGCAGAGACAGUAGCCAGCAUCGCUCUCAAGGCCGAAUUUGAUCCUUGGCAGGAGGGAAAGAGUGAAGACGUCCAUGCUGUUUUUGUACCACAGAGGAAGUGACAGAGGCUAUUUCUCAGUCUUCAGUUUUACUUCACAGGGAAGUGUUAAAGCCAAUGAGUGGAACCUGCCUGAUGCUUCAGUCAGGAGAUUUUAUUUGUAGUAUCUGUGAUUUUUCUGUUUGAACGUUUUAGAAUAUUCAAUUUCCAAAUUAAAUGAAAAAGAUAAAAAAAAUGUCAA